CUUUUUUUUUGUAGUAAAAUGAAACUGAAAAAAAUCGUUAUAAAUGUACUUGGUAAUUUCUAUGAACGUACUAUACUUGACGAUAAGUAAGUGGUUGCGUGAUAAAAAUCGCUGGCAUCCUGACAUAUGGACACGUAUCCUUACCGACUAAUGAAAUGUAUAUGCUUUCAAAUUAGCCACUUCAUUGCGUCAGUCAUGAGUGACAAGUCCGAGUAGACACAUAUAUCGUGAGCUAUUUAUUUAUUGAAUUUUUUAAAAAAAUAUUCUUGUAACAAUAAAGCUCCAAAUAAAGCAGUAAAUAAUUUUUAUUUAUUAUAAUGACGGGGAUUAUUUAUUUUAUUUUGUGUUUAAUAAUUGUGAAUGUGACCAAAUGCAAUGACAUUAGGAUCAAUUUUCUAGCACCAGAUUCUUCAAAUUCUCACAUUCACACGAAGCAAUUACUCGAGUUAUGUUUUGCUGAUCAACUGAAUCCGGUAGUUAUUUCUGCCAAUUUGAUUGAUAUUGUUGCCGGGAUUACAAAAAAUGAAAUUAUUGACGGGUCUGUUGUUGUCAUUGAUAAUAAGUUCUCAUCAAAAAAUAUAGAGAAACACUAUCCUCGGUACCCAACGUAUGUGCUAUCUGCUGAUCCAAUUGACACAUUAAAAAAAAUUCUUGACGAAAUAAAAUCGUCUGAUAUUUGGAAUAUUCAAUCCUGGUUUUUGAUAAUUGGAACAAAGUGUCAAGCUGCAUCGAAAGUAUUGAAAUUGUUGUGGGCACUAGAAGUUUCUUCGUCUUUUUUCAUAUGUCGUCAUGAGUCCAAAAAUGAAACGCUGGUUUAUACUCUCAACCCGUUCACCAACUACGCACCGAAAAUUUGGACUCAGGUAGAAAUGAUUGAAGAACCGAAGGAUCGAAUGACUUUGUACAGUCAACCCUUCGUAAAUGAUAAGGAAAUUUGUCAAAGUCUGAAAUUCGACAAAACGAAAUUUCUUGAUGGCUUUCCAAUAACAGGUGUUGGAUUCGGUUUGGAAAAAAACGUUUCAAUUGGUAAAGUUAGACCAGAAUUAUUUAAAUUCUAUCCAUCUAUCAAUUAUUAUUUUUUUCAAAACCUCAUGUCAGUUUCUAACAGUACGCUGGUAAUGUACACUGAUCCUCAUGCAUUAGUCUUUAACGGUACAUACGAUUUACAAAUUCCAUUUAAAACGCUUAAAUUUGUUAAUAAUGAACACAUUGAUUUUAUGGCUUUCUAUAAUCAGGAAGGGUACGUGAUAUUAACAAAAAAGCAAAAAACUAUACCGAUAGUUAAUCAAAUAACAGAUAAUUUUUUCAAUUAUCAAACUGUCACUAUGUCAUGUAUUAUUUUGACACUAAUUCUGAUUGCAUUUUGUAUAAACAGUAAUUUCCAUUUACGCCUAGCUUUUUUAGACAUGUUAUCUUUGGUACUAAAUAUGGGCAUACGAUCACCAUUGAAUAGAUUGCCUAUACGUAUUACAUUUUUUUGCGCCUCAAUAUUUAUGUUGAUUUUCAAUCCUGCACUGCAGGGGCAAAUAGCGUCGAUGUUGACGAGACCAGCUCGCGAAAAUGUUGAAACAUUACAUGAUUUGUAUAAAAAUAAAUUUGAUGUUUACUAUCCUCAAAGGAUUCAUGAAGAGAUAUUGAAUACAAAAAUAUGGUCUAAUGAUUCUGAUAAACAAUAUCUUCAUAAAAGUGCAUUAGUGUCUUACCCUUAUUGUGAAGAAAUAAUUUUAAAAAAUCCGUCAUUCGCUUGCGUUAUUUAUUCUGAUUUUCUCCCUGAUAAGUUACACGAUGACUUACAUUUGUCAAAAAAUGUAUACUUUAAUGAAUACGAUGUAGUCGUAAGUCGUAAAAAUUGGGGCUUAAAGAAUAAACUUGAUAAAGUAGCGAUGAAUUUUUUCGAGACCGGUCAAUGGAGUUACGUUGAGAAACGUUCUCUAUUUAAGCGUUUGCUACGAAUGAAAAGAUUAACUGAAAGAAUCGAAAAGGCUAAGCAAUAUGACCAACUAGAUUUUGGGUGGUUUGAGUUUGAUUACAUUUUGGUGGGGUUAUCGGUUUUGUGGACGGUCAUUGUGUUGGUUAUAGAAAUAAUGAUUAGUAAAAUUACAAAAGCUCAUAAAAGACAUCUACGAAAAUUGAAAUUAAGAAAAUUUAGAGUGCGUCGAAAAAUUGCAUUUAUUGUUAGAGAAAUGGCUGAAGCAUACAACUACUAGCAACCAUCGCGUGAUCUGUUUUAUUAAAUUAGUAUAUCGAUUUGAAAGAAAUCGUAUGCCCCUGAAAUUAUUGACGUAUUAGUAUUGUCGUGAGGUUUUAAAAUAAUACAUUUACAAGCCAUGAAAAAUUUUGAAAUUUGUAUUUAUCAAAAAUUUUUUAACAUUAAUUCACUUAAAAUCAAAACACUGCAAUAAUGUUUGUGGUCUAAUUUUUCCUUAUCACGCUGUAAAAAUUGGGAGUGAACUUAGAGUGAUUACAGGUUUUAUUUCAAUCUGCAUUCACUCCAAUCCAAAGUUUAAAUAUUUAAAAGAAACGCUUUUCACGAGUGAAUUUUACUCCGGACCGGAUUUUCAAUAGUAAAUAAAACUCUAUCCCUUCGGAGUGAAUUCUACUCCAAGGGGAUUAAAAAAAUGAGCAAUUAUCCGCUCCGCUAAUU
This is a messenger RNA of Microplitis mediator, 2644 nucleotides long. RefSeq lists its product as uncharacterized. The transcript has 3 exons. The record is from RefSeq and is a predicted model, not a curated record. The coding region runs from base 318 to 2207 and encodes 629 amino acids. Lineage: Eukaryota; Metazoa; Arthropoda; Insecta; Hymenoptera; Braconidae.